AUGUGCGACUUGGUGCACCUGCGCAAGCGCGGGGGAGAAGAUGGCGCUGGGGACAGUCUCUGUUCUGCUCGUCCUCUGGCCGAGAGACAGAGGCCAAGGCGAAGCGGCGACGAUGACGGUCGUUCGCCUGCAGUUAAGAAACCUGAAGGGAACACAAACGGAGGAAACAAGGACAGAGAGACGCGGAGUGAGGGCGGUCCCUCAUGCGAGAAAAAAGCUGAGGAAGCAGAGCGAACCGAACGGGGAGCACGCCCACAUCAACUCCGGAGAGACGCGUCUCCGUUUCAGCCGUCCUUCGCCUCGUCGUCCCCGUCCGCAGCGUCUUUCCUCGGUUUCGUCUCUUCUCUUUCUCCAGCACCGCCGUCCCACGGUUGGCAGAUGCCAAACAGACGCCCACGGUGGCCGGCAUCUCCUGCGUCUCCGAGGAACUUCUCCGUCUUGCACUACGCGUCAGGCGACAGAUCCGGCCCGUCCUUAGGUCCGCACUUCCCGUCGCCUCUCGAGGCGUCUUCUCUCGGGUUGUCUCUCGAUGUUUCGUGCCAAGGCGCGGUCUCCUCGCCGUCUCCGUCCCUUUCCAGCAGCGCUUCUUCGUUGUCGUCUGUUCACCGUGACUCUUCUGCGCCCCUCAAGCGGUCUGUGGCCGAGCUGACCCCGGCCCCGAGUCUCCAGAACGAUGAGACGCACGGUUCUCCCUUUGCCUCGUCCUCUCCGUUCCGGUCUUCGUCCUUCCCUCCGCCUUUUGCGUCUGCGCUGCCGCAGUCCUUCCCCCCGUACUUCUCUCUUCCUACUGAGGCGUCAGGCUUGCCCUUCCCCGCUUCCUGCGCAGCAAAGGGCGUUCCCGCCCCGGCGGAGUUCGACGGCGGUGUAUGUACACCCGACGACGCAGUGUUCUUCUUCUCUCCGUCGUCGGACGCGACGGAGCAGGAUCUCGCUCUGGCGGCGUGGCCAGACAGCGGCGAAGCCUUUGGAGGUUUCCCCGACGAGGCGCAGGAUCUGUUUUCUCCCGACAAUCUCCCCCUGCACGAGCGACCCGGCGAUGCGCUUCCGCCUCCGUAUUCCUCUCCCGGUUUCUGCCUGGCGUCCUGGCAUCCGGAGCAAGAAGGCGCGGAGACUGUGUUUGGAGAAACUGCGGAUGAUACCCAGCCCCUUGGCCCAGAGGAAGGCGAGGCGUAUCUCUCCGCCGUCGCUUCGUACUCCACUCCGUGUGCGCCGCCGUAUGCUCUCCCGCUGUACUGCGCCGGGGACCCGGCUGCCGCCUCUCCGGAGGCGGGGAAACCGGACCCUUCGCAGUUUGCUCAGGCUGAAAACGAAAAGAGCGGAGUGCACACUGAAAACGACGGGGACGCACGCACCUUCUCCUCCUUCGGGAAUCCACCCUUAGCUGUAGCUUCGGCGCUGUUCCACGAUCUCUGCGCUCGGCCGACCUCUCAUGCCGUCCCUGCCUCGUGUCCGUUUCCUGCGCCGCACGGCUGUCCUGAUGCGUCGCCUCUCCCGGCGCCAGGUUCUUCUUCCUCCUUUCCAGUCUCCUCGUUCCCCUCCUCGCUUUCGUCUUGUGUGCGUUUUGCGUCUCCUGUUGCGGAGGUGGUCGGCAGGCCUGUCCAGAUACCGGCGCGACUGAAGCACUCGCUUGCACCGAGAGACGGCAGCACGCCGAGCGAGAUCGAAGCGUCUGUUCCCUUCUCUGGCGGACACGGCCAAGAGCAAGCCGCGCAUGCAGGAAACGGACUCGAUGGGAUCUCCAGCGGUUUCGUUCUCUCCGCGUCCGCGCCGUCGUGGGAGAUGCCGGGAUCUGAAGAAGCGCAGUGGACCGAGGAACCCGAGUCGCGCGGCGAAGCGUCGGCAGAGCAGGGAGGCGAAGAACGCGGAAAGACGCCGACGGAAAAACCCGCGACGCAGCUCCGCUCGCGCGCCUCGCCGUUCUAUCCUUCCUCUUCUUUCGUGCUUCAGUCGGACGCUCCUUUGUCUUCUCUGUCCUCGUUUUCCUCUGCCUUUCCUUCUUCCGUCUCUGCGUCUUCGUUUCCUUCUUCGCAUCCGGGAGAGGCCCAGGCGGAAGCGUUGUCUUCUUCCUCAGCGUUCGCUUCUUCCUCAGCGUUCUCUUCCCCUCCAGACUGUUCUUUCGCUACUCCUUUCCAUGCUCAAUGGGACGGGGAGGCGCUGGGAAGGCAGGCACGAGGCUUUAGACGGGAAGAACGAGAAGAGAAGCGAGGGCCUUGGCUAGGACGAGACAUGCGCUUCUACGAAGAAAUUGCAGAUCUCCUUUCUUCCGCUUCUCUCUCCUCCGCCUCGGAAGACGAGACCGGCGACGAAUGGCUGACCAGCGCGGAGGAUUCGCAAGAGGGUACAGAGCCGGAAGAGGCAGAAGAGGAACAAACAGAGGGGCGUUCCUGGGUGACCGAGAACAGAGAGCAUGCGGCACAGUUGCCGAGGUUGAUGAAUCCGACGCCGUUUGCGGGGAUUGAGAAAUCUGGAAAGAACGAAAGAGAUCUGGUGCACGCAGUCGCACAAGCUGUUUUCUUCACGCCUAUCUUCAAAGAGCCGCUCGCAAACCACCUGUGCGAUCGGAACGCAUGUGUUGCGUGCGAGCUCGGCUUCCUUCUGCACAUGCUCGACCUAGCUCGGACGGAGGCGGAUCCCUGCCGGCGCAUUUGUCAAAGCAGAAACUUCCAGCGGAUUCUGAGCGAGUUGCCCCGCAUGCGACGAGAGAGAGUCUUCCACGCCUUUCUCCCUCGUACGCCGUCGGAAGGAGAACAAAACACCCGUGGAGGGCCGUUCUCUGCCUUGGCGCGAAGAACGCGUGUCUUCUUUGACCUUCUUCUUGAGCAUCUGCGCGAAGACCUGACGACAGCUUCCUCGCCGAGUGCACCUUCCUCGCUGGUCGAGUUCCUGUUUCGCCUACGUGAACCGGACGCAGCAAGUGGCGAGCAGAGAGACGCGAUCGAGAUUGACUCCAGAUUCAUUCUCCCGUUGCGGUAUCCUCGCAAAGAAGUCUCCGUGGAGAGCGACUGCUCGAGCGACUGCUCGGUUUCUUCUUCCUCCUUGUCUCCGUCGCCUCCCUCUUCUUUUUCGAGUAAAGACCGGGAGGGAGAUACACGGAUGCAGAGUGCUACCGCGCCGCUCUCUUUCAUUGAGGUGUUGGAACAUUCGUUGAUCCUUCACUGCGGAAGGGGAGCGAAGGAGAGGAGAAGAAAGAACAAGGGUGAGGGUUUCCCCCGUGCUGGAGCGGUAACAGGCGGAAAGCGCGAGGGUGCGCAGUGCAACAUUCCGGAGGAGAGCGAGGAAGAAAACGCGAAGGAGAAAGGAAAAGGACAAAGCGAGGGCAUUGGCGAGCGAGACGAAGACGAGCAAGAGGGAUGUGCUGUCGGUGUGCGGACGGGAGCUGCGAGAGUCCAAAGAAAAACUGAAACCUCUCUCACCGCGUACCCUCCUCUGCUCCUCAUCGACGCGAACCUGGAGAGUGAACAAGACGCUGCAUGCUGGCGAGCUCCGGCAGGCGUGGCGGCGCAGCUGAGGCGUGGCCGAGGAAGAAAAGAAACUCGCGGAACGGACAGCAGAGGUGUCCGUACAUCCGACGAAGCGACGCGGGAAGGCCGUGAAGAGAGCAGGCGAUGCCGUCCGUCCUUCCUCGGUAGCGGGUUCUGGGUAAAACUGCAGCCCUCGGGAGAAGCCACAGAAACCGAGCGACUGCCUCGAGUGCGGCAGGAGGCCUUCCCUGGAGCAGUCCAUAGCUCGCCAGGGAGGCAGGGACAGGCCGAGAAGUCGAGCGAAACUCGCGACGAGGGAGACGACGACGGAGGCGAAGCAGCGAAUGUGACGAGUCCCGUGGAGCUGCGGGACGUUGAGGAAGAAGAGCGAUUGCUGCUGUUUGUGAGAGUGCCUGAGCCGUACUUGAGAAUGCGCCGGGUGCCGUCCAAAAGCGGCCUGGAGCAGUUCAGUGAGGCAGGCUGCGCGUCUACGGUUUCCGCGCGUUCGUCCUGUGCGCACUCUGCGAGUCCAUCUCUUUCCUCGACAGCUCUGGUUCCCGCUGCUCGGGCUGCGCAUCCGUCCCUUUCGUCCUCGCCGUCGUCUUUGGAUGCUCUGCGGAGAGUCGUGACAGCAGAAGAGGCAGGCGAGCGCGGGAAGGAAGGCAACGGCCGAGGAGACGCACAGCCGGAACCUGCGGGAGAGGAAAAGGACGGAGGAGAGAGAGGAACCGAGCCGGCGCGUUGCGGGAACGAUUUGGGAUCGAGCGGUGGAGAGUGCAGAGAAGUCUCUGGCCAGACCAGCGAAGGAGAAAACGACGGCACUGCGACGGAGGAAAGGAAGGAAGCCGAGAGACGCCCAGCGGCUGAGCAGGACUCGAGAAGGAAGGGUAGACCAGGAAAGAACACGUGGCUCUUGGUGAAUGACCACGUCCUGGCCUACGUGAAGGAGAAGACCGUUCUCGACUUCUCGCCUUCGUGGAAGAUUCCGGUUCUCCUGCAGUUCACGCGCGCCGACGCGCUCGAGUCUCCGGCGGUGGUAGAACAUCUUGCGGCCUCGCCCGCCCUCUGGGAGCGGAGCGAGAGCGACGGAGAGCGCGGCGACUCAGACAGUCGCCCAGACACUCGCCCGUCGCUUGUCUCCCAGGGGCUCUCCUCCUCGCGUUGUCGGGGCGCGAGCCGCGCCGAGACGGCGGCGGCGCGAGCGGUGGGAGCUGAAGGAGGCAACGAGCAGACUUCGGGGACAGGGAGCGAAAACGCGGAGUCUGCGCGGACGCAGAGUGCCGAGAUGGCGCGCGCGACUCCCGCUGCCUCCUUCCGUCUCUUCCAAGCGGACAAAAACAUUUCACUACACCCUCUCGCGGCGACCCAUCCCACGACGUUCGUGCCCCUGACGCACAGCGAGCUGGUCGCCCUUCACCGAGGGAACGGCUUGCGCUUGUCGACAGCCCUGUCGGGGCGCAACGCCACUAAAGAAGGCGAUCGCCUGUCGCCAUUCUCUUCUUGUGCGUCUUCAUCUUUGCCCUCUUCCACUCCUCUCGCUGCCGCUCUGUCUCCGUCGGCUUCCUCUUGGCAUCCGCGUUCGCGUGAGGCGGGAGAAGAUCGAGAGCGAGAGAAGCGCGUUGAGCAGAGUGCGUCAGAAACCCAAGUCCUGAGGGAGGCAGGCGCCUCCGGGGACACAAAGAGAGAGACGGCGAGCGAGGCUGCGGAAGUCGAGAGGACGAGCGGGGAACCGACCUGCGGCGCCCGUCGUCCCGACCGGAAAGAAGAGAGGGAAGUGGCGAAACCGACGAGUUUCAGAGAACGAGAACCAUCGGGAGACGACGUGGAGAACAAAGAGCAAAGAGAGACAGGAGAGGCGAAGGGGAUGGAAGAGAGAGCUGAGCUGGUCUCCAGCGACCUCGCAGACAACGAGGAAGGCGUGCAUUUACCUCGCGUCUGUCCUUCCGUUCGGCCGGCCGCCCCAGAAGACAGAGAAGGGAAGGAGGAGAACGAGGAACAAAGAGGAUGGCUCGUUGCGUUGGAUGCCGAAUUUGUUGCAGAGGAGGACUGCUACGAGGACGAAGAGGCGCUGUGUUCACUCAGCGCACCCCGUCAUCGCUCACAGCCUGUCACUCGACAGUCCUUGGCCCUUGCGAGGUUCUCUGGACUUCGCCCGGGAGAUUUGGACCUCAACGCCUCGCAGUUCUGGCUGUCGACAAAGAAAGCGAUACACCAAAAACUCCGCUAUCUCGUCGACGCAGGUUGCGUCUUCGUCGGCCAUGGUCUGUCUCAAGAUUUCCGGAUCAUCAACCUCUUCGUUCCUUCCUCGCAAAUCGUCGACACAGUGGAACUCUUCCGUCUCCCCGGGCGACGGCUGCUGUCUCUGAAAUUCCUCGCCGCUCAUUUGCUCGAUCUGCAUAUCCAGCAAACGACGCACGACUCUAUCCAGGACGCGCGGGCUGCCUUGUUGCUCUACAGUCUCGCCGGCGUGACCAGCAAGGGAAGCGGCGACUAA
Messenger RNA from Neospora caninum, 5955 nucleotides. RefSeq names its product PAB-dependent poly(A)-specific ribonuclease subunit PAN2, related. Bases 1 to 5955 code for a protein of 1984 amino acids. Gene Ontology annotation, molecular function: nucleic acid binding. The transcript is spliced from 13 exons. NCBI's taxonomy places the organism in Eukaryota, Apicomplexa, Conoidasida, Eucoccidiorida, Sarcocystidae. Gene Ontology annotation, biological process: nuclear-transcribed mRNA poly(A) tail shortening. The record is from RefSeq and is a predicted model, not a curated record. Gene Ontology annotation, cellular component: PAN complex; P-body.